AGAACAGGUUUCUAAUUCCAUCGCCUCCCUUUCCAAAGACCCAACUUCGUUCAGCCGUGUUACGUUCUCAGCAUGGCUACACCAAGCCCAAUCGCAACUCCACUCGCUUCUUCAGAUGCGUCAGACUCGGCUCAUAGCGAAAUCAUCUUUGGGGUUAUAGGAUCCUUGAUCGGGCUUGCCGGCCUGGUACUCACAGCCAUAACACUUCGAUUCAUGUACUUGCAAAGGAAAAGGCAUGGAAGCCCCGCAGGAGAGCCUUAGAACUACG
This is a messenger RNA of Trematosphaeria pertusa, 268 nucleotides long. RefSeq lists its product as uncharacterized. The transcript is spliced from 2 exons. Lineage: Eukaryota; Fungi; Ascomycota; Dothideomycetes; Pleosporales; Trematosphaeriaceae. The coding region runs from base 73 to 261 and encodes 62 amino acids. The record is from RefSeq and is a predicted model, not a curated record.